Molecule: messenger RNA, 633 nt
Organism: Panicum hallii
Lineage: Eukaryota; Viridiplantae; Streptophyta; Magnoliopsida; Poales; Poaceae
Exons: 1
Coding region: 1-633 (210 amino acids)
Source: RefSeq, a predicted model, not a curated record
AUGGCUUCUAUAGUGGUCAUUGUCAGCACCCCCACUGUCAUUCUAGAGGACGUGGCUUCAUCAGACCUCUGGAUAUGGCAUGCCAAUUUUGGCAUCCCCGGAUCGUGCAAUGACAUCAACGUGUUGCACCGCUCUCACUUGUUUGAUGACCUGGCUCAAGGUAAUGCCCCUCCUGUUAACUUCAGCGUCAAUGGAAAAUCAUAUGACAUGGGUUACUACCUUGCUGAUGGUAUAUACCCUGAGUGGGCUACCCUUGUGAAGGGCGUGCAUUGUCCUAUAACUGAAGAGCAAAAAUUCUUUACACUCAAGCAAACAGAGUGCAGAAAAGAUGUUGAAAGGGCAUUUGGUGUACUUCAAGCUAGGUACAGGAUUGUUGCCCAGCCAGCUCGGCUUUGGAAACCAAGUGUGCUCAAAUCCGUCAUGGAAUGUUGCAUAAUUCUUCACAACAUGACCAUCGAAGAUGAGAGGGAGUUCCCACUUCCAAGGUGGGAGGACUAUGAUGACGCUACCGAUCCUAACCUUGGCAUAGGAAGAAAUAUUCCCCCCAUAGAGGAGUUGAUAGCAAGGCACAAGCUCAUCCAAAGCAAAACAACGCACCAUCGACUUCGUGAUGAUUUGGUGGAGCAUGUGUAG